Molecule: messenger RNA, 6369 nt
Organism: Stegastes partitus (bicolor damselfish)
Lineage: Eukaryota; Metazoa; Chordata; Actinopteri; Pomacentridae
Gene: magi2a
Product: membrane associated guanylate kinase, WW and PDZ domain containing 2a
Exons: 21
Biological process (GO): signal transduction; receptor clustering
Cellular component (GO): cytoplasm; cell-cell junction; dendrite
Molecular function (GO): type II activin receptor binding; signaling receptor complex adaptor activity; beta-1 adrenergic receptor binding
Source: RefSeq, a predicted model, not a curated record
AUUCUGAUUGCUGGUCUUUGUGUUCCUCCAGGGGGCGUGAUAGACAAGGACCUGCGCCACUACCUCAACCUGCGCUUCCAGAAAGGCUCGGUGGACCACGAGCUGCAGCAGAUCAUCCGGGACAACCUCUACCUCCGCACCGUCCCCUGCACAACCAGGCAGCCCAAGGAAGGAGAGGUCCCAGGGGUGGAUUAUAAUUUCGUGACCGUUGACCGGUUUAUGGAAUUGGAGAAAAGUGGAGCCCUGCUCGAGAGCGGAACAUAUGAAGAUAACUUUUACGGCACCCCGAAGCCUCCGGCUGAGCCCAGCGCUCUGCUGCUAAAUGUAACGGACCAGCUGCUGCCGGGCGCCAGACCCAGCUCCGAGGGCAAGAGGAAACGCAACAAGUCGGUCAGCAACAUGGAAAAAGCCAGCAUCGAGCCCCCUGAGGAGGAGGAGGAGGAGAGACCCAUCGUCAAUGGCAACGGUGUUGCUGUCACCCCAGAGUCCAGCGAACAUGAGGAUAAGAGCACAGACGCUUCGGGGGACAUCGUCCCACAAAUCAACCCAGCGGAGCCCCCGGCCGAGGGACCCAAAGACGAAGGACAGUCCCCGAAGAUGGCGGUGCCCAAACCGGAGGAGAACGAUGAGCUAGGGCCCCUGCCAGACAACUGGGAGAUGGCGUACACUGAGAAAGGAGAAGUCUACUUCAUAGACCACAACACUAAGACAACAUCGUGGCUGGACCCGAGGCUAGCCAAGAAGGCGAAGCCGCCCGAGGAAUGCAAAGAGGAUGAGCUUCCGUACGGCUGGGAGAAAAUCGAUGACCCCAUUUACGGCAGCUACUAUGUCGAUCAUAUAAAUAGAAGGACCCAGUUUGAGAACCCAGUCCUGGAGGCUAAGAGGAGACUCCAGCAGCAGCAGCAGAUGCAAAGCCAGGGUCUGUCCUCACUGCCCCUCCCCACCAUCUACAGAGAAAAGCCGCUGUUCACGCGGGACCCCACUCAGCUGAAAGGCAGUUUCUUGUCCACAUCGCUCCAAAAGAGCAACAUGGGCUUCGGCUUCACUAUUAUCGGAGGCGACGAGCCCGAUGAAUUCCUCCAGGUCAAGAGUGUUAUCCCCGACGGGCCUGCUGCAGCAGACGGGAAAAUGGCCACAGGUGAUGUCAUUGUGUACAUCAACGACGUGUGCGUCCUGGGUACCACCCACGCUGACGUGGUCAAACUCUUCCAGUCGGUGCCCAUCGGCCAAAGCGUGACGCUGGUGUUGUGUCGUGGCUACCCUUUGCCCUACGACCCGGAGGAGGCCGCCAACUCCAACAACAACACCACCACCAUCAUCUCCCCACUGGGCAUCAUGGAGCAGCGGCCCAUCAUGGUGAACGGCAGGACGGGCUACGACAACUACCUGGACUAUCUCACCCGCACGGCGCGCUUCGUCACGGACCCCAGCCAGGACCAGGUCAACGCCCAGCAGCAGCUGCUCACAGCCCACCCGGGUGACACCCACCUAGACGGCUCGCUUCCCCCCACCACCGGCACCACGCCCCCCGACAGCGUCUCCAUGGCGUCGUCGGGAGCGACCCAGGGGGAGCUGCUGACCCUGACCAUGGUGAAGGGCAUGGAUGGUUUUGGCUUCACGAUUGCGGACAGUGCCACAGGCCAGCGGGUUAAGCAAGUCCUGGAACCUCAGGGCUGCCCGGGUCUGUGCGAGGGCGACUUGAUCGUGGAGAUUAACAAGCAGCCGGUGCAGGGAUUCACACACACGCAGGUGGUGGAGCUGCUGAAGGAGUGUGCCGUGGGAGCUGAGACCAGCCUGGUGGUUCAGAGGGGUGGAACAGGUCACUAUUCACCCUGGAAGACCCCUAAGCAGGUUCUGGAGCAGUGGGAGUCCCAGCAGGGCCAGAGCAGCCCCGCUCAGACCAGCCUGUCGGCUCCCGUUAUAACCCACAGCGCCCCCUUCCCAACACACCAUCUUCACAGGGCCUCAGUCCCAGACUCAGCCUCCGAGGCCUUGGCCCUGGCUAAACCUGACCCUUAUGACCUUUAUGAGAAGUCCAGGGCUAUCUAUGAGAGUAGGCAACCCGGCCAGCCAAGGACUGUUUUUUCUGUGGACUCUUCAGGAACAGAGUUCCAAGACAUCGAGGUUCACCUGCGCAGACAGAAGUCCGGGUUUGGUUUCCGGGUGCUGGGUGGUGAUGAGGCCGGGCAGCCUAUCUUAAUCGGGGCGAUCAUCGAGAAGAGUCCAGCAGAUCUAGAUGGAAGGUUGCGGCCCGGUGAUGAGCUGCUGUUUGUGGACGGGAUCCCGGUGAUGGGGAAGCCACACAGAUAUGUUAUUGACCUGAUGCACGGGGCGGCACGCAACGGCCAGGUGAAUCUGGUGAUCAGGAGGAGGGUUCAGGCAGCAGGGGAGUCCUGUCCGGAGAACGGCCGCAGCCCGGGUUCUGUCUCCACGCAGCACAGCUCCCCACGCAGUGACUUCACGUAUGGCAACAGCACCAGCACGACCCAGCCUCCCAACGCCGGCAUGGGCAACGCCACCGCCACUUCCGACGGGACGCUGACCCCCAACACGCAGCCCAGUGACGUCAUAAUCAACCGAAAGGAGAGCGAGGGCUUCGGCUUCGUCAUCAUCAGCUCGCUCAACCGGCCUGAGGCGGCCGCAACCAACACUGUGCCCCAUAAAAUUGGCCGCAUCAUUGAGGGCAGCCCGGCCGACCGCUGCGGGAAGCUGAAGGUGGGAGACAGGAUCCUGGCGGUGAACAGCCAGUCCAUCGUCAACAUGCCGCACGCCGACAUCGUCAAGCUGAUCAAAGAUGCAGGCCUUAGUGUCACCCUGAGGAUCAUACCACAGGAAGAGAUCAGCAAUCCUCCCUCGGCGCCCAGCUCAGAGAAGCAGAGCCCCAUGGCUCAGCAGCACAGCCCCAAGACCCAACCCAACACGGCAGCCUCCCAGUCCAACCAGGCAGCGACAGAACCAAACACAUCCGUCGGCCAGCCCAACCCCAUGCCCCACCAGAGCCCCGUGACCCAGCUCCCCGCCCCUCCGCCUCAGACCUACACCCACGAGGGCAGUUACAGGUCUGAGGUGAAGGCCAGGCAAGAUGUUAAACCAGACAUCCGACAGCCGCCGUUCACGGACUACCGACAGCCACCGGUGGAUUACCGGCACCCUCCUGUGGCAGACUACCGGCAGCCGCCCACGUUGGACUACAGACACCCGCCGCUGCUCGACUACAGACAGUUAGCUACUGAUGCCAGACAGUUUGCCAUCCCAGACUACCGAAUGCCACCAGUUCAACUUUCACAGGACUUCGACUUCUUCACAGUGGAGCUGGAGAAAAGCGUGAAAGGCUUUGGUUUUAGCAUCCGCGGAGGGCGGGAGUACAAAAUGGACCUGUUUGUCCUGCGGCUGGCAGAGGACGGACCUGCAAUCCGCAACGGCAGGAUGAGGGUCGGGGACCAAAUCAUUGAGAUCAAUGGAGAGAGCACUCGGGACAUGACACACGCCAGAGCCAUCGAGCUAAUCAAAUCUGGAGGCAGGCGUGUUCGUCUCCUCCUAAAGAGGGGUACGGGGCAGGUCCCAGAGUACGACAAUGCCGCCCCAUGGGAUGCUCGCCCUUCAGCCUCCCCAAGCCUGUCGGAAGUAGCCCCUCCCAUCGACAGCCUUUCCAUGUCAUCGCCUUCAUCUCAUCUGGCCCCGGCCCCCGACCCUCCUCAUCUGCCACCUCAGGACGUCCCUCGAGACCCGGUGGCACGAGACAGCAGGACGGAGCGUCCCAAGAGCCCCCAGAAAGCCGAGCUGCUGAACCCAGAUCCCACCGGCCAGGGGAGGAGAGUGGCGACAACCGGCGGGAGCGGCAGAGCCAAGAAGGAGGGUGGCAGGUCCACCCACAAGGGGCACCGGAUGCAGCCCGCCGCCGACGGGGAAGGGGGCAAGGAGGGGCAGAGCGGAGAGCCCAAACCUUCCAGGAGCACCAGAGGAAGGUCCAAGGAGAGGAACACUGGGGACACUAGAGAACCCACCCACUCUCCCAGCGGCUCGAAGCUCCCACACACUAACGGGAACAGCAGGGAAGACGCAGAGCGCUGGAGCGGCGGGAAGCAGGUGGAGCCAGAGCAGGGCAAGCCGAGGCCCAGGGAACCAGACAGGGGCCAGGGAGAGAGCCGGCCCAGCCUGCCCAGCAAGAGCACCAGCAGCGGCAUCGCAGCGGGGAGGAAGGUGACGGUCUCCCCUGGGCCUUGGAAGAUCCCUGGAUCAGACAAGCUGCCCAGCACACUGCGCACAGGCACGUCCAGGCUGAGCAGAUAACACAGCAGCUCCAGCAGAACACAGUGGCCACCCUCAUCUGAACUAAACCACCCAUCUGGACGACAUCCUCACACCUUCCUGAGCCCCUUUAACUCCCACCCCACCUCCACCCCCCAACCCCGUUACUACCAUAGAGUCAAAACCAAGAAGGGGGCGCAGGGUGAUCUGGACCACGUGUUUUUAAAGUUUUAUUUAUAAUACUGUGUUUUAAAUUAUUUUGAGAAAUAUUUUACACCCACCACCUUAAGAACUGGAAAUAUCAUCCACUUUAAAAAAAAGAAAAAAAACAAAACAAAAAAGGAAGAGCAAAUCUUUGUGUAGCGCGGCGAGGAGUCUUUUGGGAGGUUUGAAUGAAUUAUAAGGACCUCUAUUCUCCCCGAGCAGAAGUGGGGGACAAACAUGCAAAUAUGAACAAUUUGACAGGACGCAACUGUCGGUUGGCGUUGGAUUUUUUUUAUAUAUCUACACAGUGGAGUCUAUUUUAUGAAAUGGAAUGUUAAACAGAUGCCUGUUUUUGAUGAGAGUGAAUGGAUCAAAGAGCGACAGCGGAGAUGAAAUCUGCUCAUCAACAGAACAUUGCCUUAACAGAGACAGUGUGGGCCUGAAUCUGUCUUGAAUGAUCUAUCAGAUGAUUAUAGACAAAGAUAUAUUAUAAUGAAUAUGAAUAUGUGGGAACAUUUUGUAAAUAAGAUCAUCUUUAAGUGAACAGAAUCUUCUAGUUAAGCCGCAGGAAGUUCUAGUCCGCGAAUAAACGAGCAAAGCAGCGAGACAUGGACCAGAACUUUCAGCGCAACAACUUCCCCCUCUCCUACUCUCCCCCCCGUUCAGCCCUGUGAUUGCAGUUUUGGGGGGUUUCGGCAGCAAUUCCUGCUGUGAUUGACUGCACAGUCUGUUUGGAGUUCGGUGGGGUUGUCUUGUCAAUCCAUUUUAUCUCGUUUUCGUGCUUAACCAACACGGCAAUCUGCGACGGUGGUGUCCAGCCGGACGCUGACAGAAGGAGCUCGCAUGAAACCGACCGAUGGGCAGAGUGCCUUAGACUGACACAGAGGUUGGCUUUUACGUCAAAGGUUCAACUCCAAAAUACUUCGGAGGAUUCAAAACAGGCUGCUAUACAACACCAACUUUACAGAUAUAAAUAAUAAACUGUAUUUUUUCAGUGUGAUAUGGUGAAAUAUAUAAUUUAUUUCACAAGCUUAUGUAUGAAAAUUAGUCCAUUACCAGAGGUAUUGAUGGUCCUUAUUUGUGGAAGUGCUGCAUUUCGGGUCAUGAUACUUUCAUUACUGAUUUCUUAAUGAGGUCUGACACCAGUAAUUUCCAUGAAGAAUCACUUUUAUGAGACGGUGUAAUCAAAUGUCAGCACAUGGCAGAGCUUUGCACCCAAACCAAACCAAAUUAGUAAAAUCUGAUAUUGAGUCGUCGGAGAAUCAAUCCGGCUUGUCAAGAGCUCUCUGGCCUAACAGUGUGUAACUAAACGAAGUGAAAGCAAAACAUUUCUGUCAUUUCCAGGGAGGCUGAAGAGAGGGCGCACGUGUCAGAGACCCUGUCAGCUGCUGAUUUUGAUUUGUUUUAGGUGAUUCUGUCGACACUGUGUGAUAUUAAGACGUACAUAUCCAUGCCAAAGCUCCUUGUAGGUUUUCUUUUUUUUUCCUCGCCUGCCCCAGAGUUCAAAGGCUUUGAAGGCUGUUCUCUUGUACAUUUUUUUUAUACAAUAACCUAACAACUGACUGUUUGCUAAGCCCUGCCACCUUUAGUUACUGUUGUUUCUCCUGUCAAGCUUUCCAUUUGCAGGUAACUGUGAUAAAAACGGAGGCAGCAGUUCGUGAAAUGGAGGGUCCUUGAUUUCAGACAGAGGUACUUAAAAGCAGCUUCUCGUUUCAUGUUUCACUUUUAGUGUUAGAGGAGGAAAGGCUUUUAGGAUGAAGACUUACAGGUGUGUCUCAGGUAGCGUCGGCUGAGAUCGGUGGAGUGCAGACGUCCCAAAUCCAAUUAAAAGCGGGACUGAGCCACUAAUGAUGCCACGCUAAUAAAUAGCAAUUGAUUUCAGCUCACAUGAGAGCAAAUAAACACACAUGAAUCAUU